This is a messenger RNA of Glycine soja, 1958 nucleotides long. Its product is annotated as ribosomal RNA processing protein 1 homolog. The record is from RefSeq and is a predicted model, not a curated record. The transcript has a single exon. The coding region runs from base 157 to 1779 and encodes 540 amino acids. NCBI's taxonomy places the organism in Eukaryota, Viridiplantae, Streptophyta, Magnoliopsida, Fabales, Fabaceae. Gene Ontology annotation, biological process: rRNA processing. Gene Ontology annotation, cellular component: nucleus; preribosome, small subunit precursor; preribosome, large subunit precursor.
GGUGUAAUAUAAGAGGCAAGGGGCAACCCAAUAGCAUGUUAUAACCCGCACUGAGUAGUGAUCCGUUAGGGUUUUAGUUUGUUAAAAAAGACCUGCAAUUCCCAAAGCGGUUGGGACGGUGGUGGUGAAGGCAUCAGUAACAGUUAGGGUUUCCCAAUGGAGGAGCAGGCGUCCCAGAUCGGCCGCUCCCUGGUGAAGCAGCUGGCAUGCUGCAAGAAAACCACUCGAGACAAAUCCCUCCGCCUCCUCCUGAAAUCAUGGCUCCCGUCGCAGUCCCAGCCCCUCUCCGACGACGAUGCCAAGAAGCUUUGGAAGGGCCUCUUCUACUGCAUGUGGCACUCCGACAAGCCCCUUGUCCAAUCCGACCUCGUCGAUCGCCUCUCUUCUCUCCUAUUAUCCCUCCACCUCUCCGUCUCCCUACAAUACUUGUCCACCUUCCUCCUCACCAUGCGCCGCGAGUGGUCCGGCAUCGACGCGCUGCGCCUUGACAAGUUCUACCUUCUCAUACGCAGGUUCGUCUCCAAGCUCUUCUCCCUCAUGAAAACCAAUUCCUGGGAUCUCCUCCUUGUGCAGCGCUUAAUGAAUGUUUUCGACGAGGGGACUCUCUCCGCUCAGGAUAACAAGUCUCAUGGGAACGGUGUUAAUUACCACAUUGCCACUGUUUUUCUCGAGGAGCUUCGCCCUUUUCUCCCGCUCAAGCAGCAGGUUCUCGAGGUGCUGCUUAAGCCGUUUGUUUCGGCUAUGGGGAGGGUGCAUGAUAAGGUCUUGGUGGGGAAGAUUAGGUCUGGGGUGUUUGAUUUGUUGCUUAAGAUGGGAAAGAGGUUGUUGGAGGUUAAGAAGAGUGGGGUCGAGGUUGAAGUUGAUUCUCGUGACGAGGUUGUUCUAAUUGGAACGGUUGCAUUGGUGAUGGGGUUUUCUGGGAGGCUUUAUGAAGUGGGUUCUUCUGCUGAGUGCAUUCAGGGGAAUAGGAAGGUGCUGUUUGCGCUGCAUUCCGAGUUUUUGAAGCUGGAGAAGGAGUCCGUGAAUUCGGGGUUCGAGUUUGUGAUUCCUGACUUUGUUGUUGAUGAGGAGGAGGAGGAAGUGCCGGAAUUGGUUCCGCUGGGGCCUGCUGAGGUUGCUGGUAAUGGUGAGGUGUUGAAGAAGUGCAAGAAGGAUAAGAAGGUUUCUGUUGAAGGUGGAAAAAGCAAGAAGAAGAAGAAGAAGAAGGGUGAUGCCGCUGCUCAGGAUUCUAGUGACAAGGAAAAUGUGGCUUGUGAGAAUGGUGGGAAUUCAAACGAUGGGAGUGUGGUGCUGUUGAAUGAAACUGUGAUUGCUAACCUGCAAAGGCAAUUUGAGAAGGUUGCUGAGGAGGCGGGUUUGGAUGAUGGAGUUGCGAGCGCGUGUGAUUCACCUCAGGCUGCAUCUGCUACAGGAGGAACUGUGUCUAAGAAGAGGAAGAGGACAAAGAGUUUGAAAGGGAAGGCGUCUCAGGAUUCUGCUGAUUUGGAUGGUGAGGAGAGUGCAGUGGCCAAGAGUGGAGAGAAGAGUACAAAGAAGGUAAGAUUUUCGAUGAUAAAUAACUUGGUGUGGAAGCCACACAAUCCUUUACCUCCUCAGAGUUUGAGGUUGCCUCCCUCUGCAACACCCAGAGGAAGUGCACUCAAAAAGGGUGUGCCUCCAGGUCCUAUCAGGGAGAUGCCUCUUCCUACCAAAAAGCCAAAACUGAAGAGGGCCAGGAAGGCAAUUAAGGGUGUUGCUCCUGUCAAACGCCUGAAGAAAUUAAAAUCACGUGCUGCAUGAAUGUUUUGAUUUUUCCGCACCUUGUUAUGGGUUUGUGUUUCCAUGACUUGUUUGUCAUACGAUUUUAGUUAUUAUUGUGAAAUUUUUCAAAGUUUUAUUGUGAUAAUUCAUCUUUGCAACAAUUGAAAAGCAAAUUGACUUGUAGUUUAAUCAACUAUGUGUCCAUGCCUACUUCUUUC